AUGCACGUACGGGUCAGGUUGUUACCUGCUCACGGUGGUCCUGCUUGUACUAAACGCAGUAAGACAUUCGAGUAUACGCAUUGGGAUCGUACGAGCUAUAACACAUGGCCUGCAAAGGAAACACGCAUCAAAGACCGGCCGACUUCAGUGUCGGAAGCUACAUCGUCACCAUCUACUGUGGCAACGCCGAUGAAGAAAAGUAGGAGUCUACGCGAUAAUUCUGAGAAACGACUACAAAAACUGGUCGAUGAACGUUGUCAAGAUGCGAUUUGUACGACUGAUAUCCAGUUAUCAUUGUCGGAAUCGCUGCUAUGGAGAUGGGACUUGAACAGCAAUCGAAUGUGCAGGGAAAAUGGAAUUAACCGAUGUAGCACACGUCGCACAGCACCAACCGUCCUGAAUGAGGUUCUGUUCUGGAUUCAGAAGAAGAAGAAUAGAAAAUCUGUAUGCCACAAUGAAGAGCUUUACGCGGAAUUCGAUAUGGUGUACCGGUGGGUAACACGUGGAAGACUGAUUGAUUCUUCGCAAGCUCUUGCUGAAGAUCGAGAGGCUAUGCUCAAGAACGACAUACCACAUGGAUGA
Molecule: messenger RNA, 582 nt
Organism: Necator americanus (New World hookworm)
Lineage: Eukaryota; Metazoa; Nematoda; Chromadorea; Rhabditida; Ancylostomatidae
Exons: 4
Coding region: 1-582 (193 amino acids)
Source: RefSeq, a predicted model, not a curated record